Messenger RNA from Sparassis crispa, 1647 nucleotides. RefSeq lists its product as hypothetical. NCBI's taxonomy places the organism in Eukaryota, Fungi, Basidiomycota, Agaricomycetes, Polyporales, Sparassidaceae. Gene Ontology annotation, biological process: anatomical structure morphogenesis; regulation of DNA-templated transcription; cell differentiation. Gene Ontology annotation, molecular function: DNA-binding transcription factor activity, RNA polymerase II-specific; RNA polymerase II cis-regulatory region sequence-specific DNA binding. Bases 1 to 1647 code for a protein of 548 amino acids. The transcript has 3 exons. The record is from RefSeq and is a predicted model, not a curated record.
AUGAGUCGCUACCACCCGUCCGCGCACUACAGCCCGUCGGGAGACCCCGCCUAUGAGCGGCAGCAGCAUCGCAUCGAACCCACUCGACAUGAUCCCGGCAGCUCUCAGGUCAAUCCAGCAUACCCGGAAUAUACUCAGGGCAUCCAGGACGACGUUGACAUACCAGAUGCUGAGGUUGAGGAUCCCCAUCUUGCGUUGACCUCGCAGACGUUGAAUGCAGAUGGCACUCCGAAGCGGCCCAUGAACGCGUUCAUGAUUUAUGCACGGCGGCGGCGACCGCAGAUCUCGGCCGCCAACCAGAUGAUGCGGACUGGUGACAUUAGCAAAAUUCUGAGCAAAGAGUGGAGCUCAAUGGACAUGUCGGAUAAAAAGUUCUAUCUAGACCAGGCCAAGAAGUUGAAAGAAAACUUCAACAAUAAAUAUCCGGACUACGUCUACCGUCGUCGACCCAACAAUUCGCGCAAAAAGCGCAAGCCCGACCCCGGCCAGACCACGCCGCCGUCGCUCUCUCCCGGGGUAGAGGGAGAGGAUGGCUCCAUGGACGAAGGCUCCCCAACUGAGGGAGAUGAUCGAAUGAUGUCCUCGAUGGGUCAAGGGUACCAGUACUCUCCUCCCGGCACCGCAAGCUCGUCCGCGGCGUACGAGCCACACGACGAUUUUGCGCACUCGUCCAGUCCGUAUGCUCAGUCAUUGUCCGAGGUUCCUUCCAGCCAGUUCAGCCAGCCGUCGCGCUCUCACCUUGCAUCUAUACCUUCACCCGCAGAUAAUUCAUUUGUCCAAGGCGGAAUGACUGGCCUCCGGUUGUCUACGCUCUCUGCUCCUAGUGCGGGCGGGAUGCCUGGUCUGCGAUUAUCCACUCUGCCUCCCCCUAGCCCAAGCUCCCAAAACUACCCAUCUCCGUCAACGGUGCAGCCCAGUCACGCUUCGCCGUACACCUCGUCCCCAGCCCAGAUGUCUCAUAAUCCUUGGGAUUCUCCGAGAGAAGCAGGAAGGUCCGAGCAAGGGCGGCCAGGCUGGCCCGUGCUUCCCGCUCUUGAUAUGUCAGCGGCGCGCCAGCGGCCGACUUCGGGCCCGUCUGAUCGCCCGGAAAUGUAUUCGCCUCCGCUCACACAUCGCUCUUGGUCCAGCACGACCGCGUCCACGCCGUCCAGCGGGUCUGCGAGUGGGGCCUCUGGCCAUUAUUCUAAUUCGGCGUUCCCCACGCUCACCCCGGCAUUCUUCCCAAGUCAGUCGCCCUCCUCCCACCGCCACACGUCCAGCACGGACUCGUACACUUCCGCUACAGCACACCCGGGCCAUCCGAGUCCCCCGGAUUAUGCGCCCUCUUCCUCAGGCCCUGCGAUGCAUCGCGGCUUGUCAUAUCCUGGCAGGUCGCAAUCUGGAGCGCCCGAGUCGGCCGGAUUUACGCAUACCACGACGCUUCCUACGCCGACGAGUUCGGCAUACCUGUCGGCAGGCCAGAGCCACGGUGGCCAGUGGCCAUCGCAGUAUCGCGUGCCCUCCGGCUCGCAACGCGUUUCCCCGCCGAUGCUGCACCAGCCGUCGUCCGCGCAGAGUCCCGCAUCCAGCUCUAGCGGCGCUAGCCCGCACUCGGCAUCGCACUCUCACAUGAGUUACUGGGACAGGAGCAGAUAUGAUGGGCGGUAG